CCCACUGCACGCGAAUCCUGGUGUUCCAGACCGAUAUUUUCUACAGGAUUUUCAGCUUCUUUCCAUUCCUGCUUUUGUCGCUACCUGUGGAGUGUUGUCAGAUGGCCUCCAAGUGCUCCCAGUCCCUCUCCGCCUCCGGUUCCGCCGCCACUGCUCCUCCCGAAGGCGCUGACGACCCCUCCAGCACAUCGCCUCCUGGUGAUGCCGCCGACUACGACUCCAGUGACGACAGCGAUUACGUCUACCUGCCGAAGGGGAGGGACUACAUCUUGGGCAGAGAGGACGCCAGCGGCGAAGAAUUCGAGCUGGACGCCCUCGAGCCGUCUGCGUUCGAGUGGCGGGCCGAGGAUAACGUCCCUAAGCGGUUCGAAUUUUCGGCUUGCCCUGGGGUCAACGCCACCCACCUGCACCGGAGGUCCACGCCCUUCCAGAUCUAUUCUGACUUCUUCACGCCCGAACUCAUGGAUCACCUGGUCCGGGAGACUAACCGAUACUACCACCAACGCCACCCUUCGUCCGCCGCGAGGACCUGGCACGACACGUCUCGAGAGGAGCUGUACGCCUACUUCGGGCUCCAGCUUUUGAUAGUCCUGCAGAAGUCGCUGUCCAUGGAGAGCGACUUCUUCUUUGAUGAAUUUCAGGACCCCCUCUUCAGAUCAUCUACUUUUUCGGACACGAUGCCAUUGGAGCGCUUCAUUCUCCUGUCGGAGAAUCUCCACGCGGUGGACAACAACGCGACGCACUCUGCCCACGACCGCCUGUGGAAGCUGCGUCCGGUGGUCGACGAGCUCAAUCGGCAGUUUUCGUCGGUGUACACGCCGCCCCAGGGACUGAUUGUCGACGAAUGUCUGUGGAGGUUCCGGCGCGACGGCGAGGUGUUCGGGGUGAAGGCGUACAGGCUGUGCGUGCGUGACGGCGCGGCUCCGGGCUACACCAGCGCCUUGGGGAUCUACGCAGGCGAGCACGAGGCCGACGUCCCCGCGCCUGGGAGGGUCGUCGUCGACCUCAUGGCAGCCGCCGACCUCUUCGGGAAGGGCUACGAGCUCUUCACCGACUCGUGGUAUACCUCGCCGGCCCUCUUCCGCUUCCUGCAGGGUCAGCAGACCAACGCCGUGGGCACCGUGAGCUCCCGCCGUAAGCAUAUGCCGACGGACCUUAAGAAGAUCCGCGGCGAGGUGGUCGUCCGCAGCACCCCGACGGGCAUUCUGUGCCUGAGAUGGUGCCGUGACAGGCACAUCACCAUGCUCUCGACAGUGCACGAUUCCGAAAUCGUCGACGACAAGUCCAGGCUCGGGUUCACGGUGCCCAAGGUGGUUUCCGACAGCCGCCUCGCCAUGAAGAGAGCGAGGCAGUACGACCCACUGGACCCGCCGAUCCCCGCCGUCCCGGAGGCCAUCAGCUGGUACAAGAGGGUGCUCAUCUACCUCCUGCAGGUGGCGGCGGCCAACGCCUUCUUCGUCCAUGGGGCCCUCGGGGGGAAGAAGACCCGCUACCACUUCAACAGACAGCUCGUGGUCGAGUUAAUCCGGGAGUUCACCGGCAAGGAACCGCAGGCUCGUGGGCGUCGCGCCUCGGCGUCAGGGCCUCCUUCAGAGCGGCGUAGGCAGCCUCUUGUUUGAGUUUUGGAUUCCUUGUUAUGCUUUGUUUUUCGGAAAUAAAUGUGAAAAAAG
Messenger RNA from Penaeus monodon (black tiger shrimp), 1670 nucleotides. RefSeq names its product piggyBac transposable element-derived protein 4-like. The coding region runs from base 102 to 1619 and encodes 505 amino acids. The transcript has 3 exons. The record is from RefSeq and is a predicted model, not a curated record. Lineage: Eukaryota; Metazoa; Arthropoda; Malacostraca; Decapoda; Penaeidae.